Physella acuta is the source of this 6147-nucleotide messenger RNA. RefSeq lists its product as uncharacterized. The record is from RefSeq and is a predicted model, not a curated record. NCBI's taxonomy places the organism in Eukaryota, Metazoa, Mollusca, Gastropoda, Physidae.
CACUAAACAAAGCCUACAAGUCAAGAUGGCUUAAACCGAGACAAUGGUACCGAGGCUGGUUUCUGGUACCAGCAGAACAUUUUGCUGAGGAACAGCAGUUGGCCAGACGAUGGUGCUGGCAUAUUUUGUCAAGAUCUGCAUAGGGAAAGACUAGACUAAAGAACUCCCCAAACGAUGUCUGGAAUCUGCGACCUGCUGACAGAGCUGUACCUCUUCUGCUAUUCCAUUGUGUUGCGUCACAAAGUGUUGGUCACCGUUCAGAUUGUCGUGCUGUCUAUAAAUCUCAUCAUCCUCCUCUCGUGUAGACGAUACAAAAUGUGCUGUAAGGAAAAACAAAGAGCCAGUUACACGGCUAUUCCAAACAAUGAGAAGCUUCUCAGACGACUGAAGCGGAAAGCAUCAUUGACUAAGAUAAGCAAUGGCCCGCAGUCUUCCAUAAUGAAACAAGGCCGGAACAAAAACAAUCGACAAAAAGGGUGCGUCACACUCGUCACUCCCUCACAGGAAUUCGUCACCGCACCGGAAAACUUCCGCGCCCAGCGCAGCUGUUCGUCCAGCCUGGACACCACCAAAGACCCGGAUGAGACGCUGGACGAGAUCACGUGGGGUUUCGACACCUCCCCCUUGGCCUCCUUCCACCACAUACCCGAGGCGGAGCUUCCGAAGCCGGCAGAAGAAUCCAACAAGCCAUCCCCGAAGAAAAAACCCACCAAAGCGCAGAGGAUCCCGACUAAGGUACAUCAUCGCCCCGGGAAGAGACAGGCCCCGAAGGAAAACACCGCCACCCCACCUCGCGCUCAGAUGAAAAGCUUCAUCGCUGAUGAAAAAUGUCCUCGGCCGGCGCCGUUGAAAAAACAAAUGUCGUUUCGCUUACGCUCCCCGUGUAGGGUCAUGUCGCCCAAGAGAGGUUCCGUGCAUCGCCAGUCGACAUUCCUCUCUGGGGGUGCAAAUUACCCUCCGACUAGCCCUAGAAAGUCCAGCAAGUGUAAGACUCCGCCUAGCAAGUACAGGACUCCGCCUAGCAAACGGGCGGCGGCGAGCGUCUCUAGGUGUAGCUCGAUCAAAAAACGACGCACCAAAGAGCCAGAGAACACGAGCUCCGAGUCUGAGCACCAGUCGACCCGCCCCACCCUCUACAAGAGCACGGGCUCCCCCGAGCACCAGUCGACCCGCCCCUCCCUGUACAAGAGCACGGGCUCCCCGGAGCACCAGGGCAACAAGAGCGAGACGAGCGUGGUGUGCAAGCGGGACAGCUGGAUCUGGUUCUCACCAGAGACACGGCCCAGCGUCGAGAACUUCGCUUCCAGGCAGAGGAAGUUCCAGAGUGAGGACCCGAGGGUGGCCAAGUUGGCAGCGGAGAUAAGGAGACAGGAUGAAAUGAACCGGGACAUAGAGCGCGAGGCUGAGUCACUGAUCGAGAGCUCCUCCUUGUCCAACAAGAUUCAGAUCACCCAGUGGGUCCAGCAGCCCUACCGGCCCGGCCCCCACAACUGUGUCAAGCUCAGGUGUCGGGGCCGGUCGCGGCCGUUCCCCUACAUGCGUUCCUGCCACACCCACCAACAGCACCAGCCCAGGGGCGAGGCGUUCCGUCAUUCCAAAUCCCCCGUCAAGAAGAUCAUCUGGUCCCCGAAUACCAACCAGGUGAAAGUCGUCAGGGAGAAACCUUCCCCCCACUGCAACGUACAACUUCACUACGUCAAAUCCCCCACGUUGGAGAUUCUAAAAAUCAAGUCGGAGUCCGAGAAAGACAGUUCCUCUGAGACGCCGACGUACCUGAGUUUGACGUACGAAGACUACGAGGUCAGCAAGAAAGCGACGUUCACCAGCAUCUCAGCCGCGCAACCGCCGAGAAUCAGCCCGAUGGUGCCCAGACACGACUGCGAGUGUCUAGAAAAAAGAGACAAAUCCAUCUCCCCUGUCCGGUACAACGCGCCGUGCGCGGAGAAAAUCUACAGGCCCAGAUCUUACCGGAUUUAUUCGCCUUUGUACGACAACACGACGCUGCUGUCUUCACAUGACACAUCCAAGGCGUCCAACCCUGGCUCGCCGGAAGUCAAGUCUAAAUCAAAAAGCGAAAAUUUCACCACAGAGAAAUUCACACAGUCAGUUAGCUACGGUAAUGAAGGGAAGUUGACAUCUCAGGAUAGCUUCCAAGUCGAAACUAGCGAACAAAUAUCUGAAAGUUACCUAGCGGAACCGACGCAGAUGGGGAGCGAUAUCGGGAGAAACAAUUCGGUUACUCGAUGUUUAGAUUUUAAACAGUUAGGCCACUCACAGAUGAAGAACCCGACGGAUGAUCAGCGUAAGAUGAUACGGAAAACAGGAUUCCCUUAUUAUAAAAUAGCCCAGCCGGGGGUUUUCGCAACAGGAGAAUCGGAAUCAGAAUCAAUGCAACGAGAGCAGUUGACGCUAGAGAGGAGUCUUAGACAGAGAUUGAUUUGCAAGGAGGUCAACACAACCGUGCAGAAAAUGUUGUUCGACACGGAGCAGAGUUCGUCUUCACUGAGCCCAAACUCCAUGAACAAGCCGGGAGCCAGUCGCAGGGCUGCGGAGAGAAGAACCCUCACCGCGAUGACGCAGGAUGCUAGAGAAGUCUUCAGGCGUCCCUCCACCUGUAACCAAACCGCUGACUUAGAUGUUGCUGAAAACGACGGCACCUUUGAGCUGUCAGCACAGCAGGGCGGGUACACCAACAAGCGGGAGCCUAGUUUCACUUCAGUUCAAACUGCCGAACAAAGUCUGAGUCCUUCCGCGUCACCGAAAAGUAAACGAACCAAUAUUUAUAACCCCGAUUACUAUUUGGGAAAACGCGUUUGUAGGAAACAGCAAUCGAGGCAGUCUUCUGUAGAAGAAAUGUAUACCGGCAGUGUGGCAUCGAGAUGGAAGAAAACUAACCCGACGUGGUCUAGAACCUUCUCCAAGAGACCGUGCACGCCCAAGCGUCUGCUGGUACCGCCUUCAGCAAAACACGCGAACGUGAGUUUUGUUUUCAACCCCAAGAAUCUUCCACGCAUGGGGUUAAAAGAACUCUCAAACCCGACCGAAAUCCCAGAACAUCAAAUAUCAGUGCCUCGAGAAACUACCCCGCUCAAAGUUUUAGACCGCCGGGUCUUAGACAUAAAGCGUGGAGUUAUCUCCCCGGCAGCUGGUGUUAUCGAGCUACAGAAGACACCGCAAGGAAAAAACUCCGAGCACGCCGUGGUGACGCCCGCACCUGACCACAGAACGACCCCGUUUCCUCAACCGUUUCCACAGGAACACGUACCCACGGCGCCAGUCGAGACCACCAUCACCCAAGACAAAGGAGACGAGGCGAGAGUUGAACCACCUCAAUGCCACAACCGCGAAGAUGCUUCCCAUAGGCCCGUCGCCUCCAAAUCCGACAUGACCAAAGAUAACGGUUCUUUGAAAAUUUUAUCCGUCAAGCUCGCCACCGGUGACGUUAGCCCUUCCGAGUCCCAGAAGGUCGUGACGUAUUCAGACUCGUUCUGGGCCCGGCAGUUCCAGGUCAAGAAGCUGCGGCUUCAGUCGGGUUCCAGCCCAACCGAGAGCGCGGUCUCACGCUCCUGCUCUAUCGACACCAUCCGGUCCCUGCUCCACACCCCGACCAAGGUGGUGCACGGGAGCGUGUCCCACGUGCCCAUCACGGAGAACGUAUCGAUGGAAACCAACAAAAGCAUUAUUUCCGGUUCCACCAACAACUCCGCGAGCAACGCCCCCUACAGGAGACCUGGCCCAGCCAAGGAAGAGACAGCUCAGUUCUUUUUUGUGUCGGAGGGCAACGAUGGCACCAGACCUGACUUCUCCAGACAUGACUUCGCCAAACAUGACUUCGCCAAACCUGACUUCGCCAAACCUGACUUCGCCAAACCGGACUGCACAAGACUUGACUGCGCCAAAGCUGACAGCACUAGACUUCACUUUCCUUUUCUGGAGACCGAUCACGCACAAUUGACAUCAAAAGCAACUCAAUCGAAUCCAGAAGUUCACAGUGCUCCGUACCACACAAUUUUAAAUCCUGAGAAUAGCAAAAACCAAGUACAUCCCAGUCAACUGCACGCUGCACUAGAUAACAAAUUCCAAACGAAUCGCUGUGAUCGUUCGCCAAAUAUUAAAUUAAAGGAAGAUAAAACCACCAAGUCCAGCGAUGGAUUUCGUUCACAAGAUGUACACUGUUGCGAAACCGAUUGCGCUAAAGAAACAAAUUCUCAACACGAGCGAGAAAUGAAUUUACACUGUGUAAACAAAAACUCAGUCACCUCGCUCCCAGAGGUAUCAGAAGUCCCGUCCCACUUUCUCUUACUGCCACCAACAUCAUCCGACGAAGAAGACGAAGAUGAUGACGUCAUGACCUACGACAGCAGCGAUCUCCUGCCGGUGAAUAAAAAAACUCCUCUACAAGAAGAUUUACAAUCCAAUUUCCGGUUGCAGGCUAGGCAGAAUAAUUCCAACCCCGAUUCCGGUUACGAGGAAUCGAUGUCAGAUAAAUACCACGUGAAUCCCACUGCCGUUCCUAUCGUAGCUUGUGGUAUCGAUUCUGUGAUUUAUGAGAGUAGAAACGAUACACAUGAUUCUGAAAUUGACGCACUGGAGGUUCCGAGUUUUUCCUUAUCUUCCACGUCAGAAGAACCACAGUCGGACUUUACCCGCGUAAGCAGCACGUCAUUUGGUUCCGGUUCGAAUACGGAUACGAUACCGUCCAUCACUGACGAUUUCGUUUCACCGGAGAAAUCCGAACUUCCUUUUUUUGAAAAAUCCUUAUCUACAGAGAAAACAAUCUCAAUGACACAAAUUAGUUGUCAGUCAAAUACAACACAUUGCGACUCGACCACAAUUAGUUUAGAAACGGAACCGGAAUAUUCCGGAUGCAAGAGUGUAGAUUCAACAUUAAGAAAAGCACACACCGUAAGAUCCCGUCCUUCACACGUAACCUACUCGACCAACAGCACAUGCCUGAGGUUUAGCAGUGCACACAAUGUAACCGUAAAGAGGAAAAUAUCCAGAAAGAAGAAGUCGUUUAGAAAUAAAGCUAAGGCGAAAUCAUCCUUGCUGCACCUCAUGGAGCCAUUAAAACCAUUCACGCCAGGGUUUAGUUCUCAAAGUUCGAAUAUCAAAACAUUAACCAAACAAGAAUUUGAUAGUUCGCACACAUCUAACUCUACUCAUUUGCUGAAAGAUUGUUUAGAAAACUAUUCAGCCCAACGCAUUCCAAAUCUAGGAUCAACAGAAGAAUGUUCCCUGUCCUCAUCGCUCGAGCAUAUCCUAUGCUCCACUUCAGCGUCCACGAAUAUUUCUGAAAUUUUCCACAACGCACAGGCUAAGUUGAAACCAAGCCUGAAUUCCAGCUGCCCAGAUUUUGAAGAUGAAUCUGUGAUUUUUCAAAACGUACAUGCCAAGUUAACUCCAAACCUUAAUUCAAGCUGCCCGGAUUUUGAAGACGAAUCUGUGAUUUUCCACAACGCACAUGCAAAGUUAACUCCAAACCUUAAUUCAAGCUGCCCGGAUUUUGAAGACGAAUCUGUGAUUUUUCACAACGCACUGGUCAAGUUAACUCCAAGCCUUAAUUCAAGCUGCCCAGAUUUUGAGGACGAAUCUGUGAUUUUCCACAACGCGCAGGUCAAGUUAACUCCAAGCCUGAAUUCCAGCUGCCCAGAUCUAGAAGACGACGAAUCUGUGACGAUAUCUUCCAGCGCCUGUCUGGAUACCUCGCAGGCUGGAACUGUGCCUAGCUCUUCUCUCAGCCUGAGCCACAUUCUGGGGAACUCUGACGACACGUUUUCGUGUUACAGCGUCACCGAAUCAUCACGUGAUCACCGCGAAACUCAGCCUUCGGUGAAAAAUAGUCCGUCGAACAUUCUGGCAGACCAGAGCAGCUUGUACCAGGGGACGAAGGACAUCCAACAGAAGGAAUUUCACACUGUAAAGUCGCCUCACCACAAAGAUUUCUCAGCAGACCAUACAAGACUUGACCGGAACCAAAACAUUUCCCAUGGCGGUAAAACAAUACCAGGCACUCCUGGGCGUUUAUCUCGGAAUCCCAGCACCGAGUUACGUCACGAAACGAAUCCCGCAGCAAAGAGUGACGUCAAGCGGGAGCUCAUCCCUAACAGAAGCGUCAACUUUUCUGAGCUUUUAAAACGAUUUUAA